GUGUUUCGCCGUAUCGACCAUAUCGGCGCCCCGGUCGGCCAGACGUAUUUGUUUACAAAUGGCGAAUAAAGUAGCGGCUCGUUUGAACCUUAUUUUUUUAUAGUGUACACCCCUCUUUCGUGCGAUUAUUGCGUAUAGCUGCUGAGUCGCAUGUCCGCCGUGACGAACUGCUUGAGCUCAAUAAAUUAUUAUUUUUCGUGACCUCUGGUUAUGGAUGUGAAUCGACGCCGUUACAGAGAAGCGUCUCUUCGGACUUUCGAACCAUUCCUAAGGGAAUAUGACUCGCUGCUGCGUUAUAUACUUACUGAGGUGCAGCACUUUCAGAACGUAAUAAAAUCACUCAAGAAGGACGCGCUAAUCCUCGUCGCUAGCAAUCGCUGCCUCCACCGAGAUCUGAGACGUCAAGUGGAACAAAAUUUAGCGUCCGAUCCGCCCCAUAGCAAUCAACUUCUAAGAGAUCUUCAGUCUCAUCUGGAUGUUGUUACUGAGGACAAGAAUAUCACAUCCAAAAUGCUCCAAACAGCACUGCAGGAGAUGGACCGCCUUGAAACCCAGCUAGAGGAAAAAAAGGACUGUGUUGAUAGAGAUACCUUUAACCAAUCUAUAGAAAAAGUAAAGGCUGACUAUGAAAAUAGGCAUGAGGAAACUUUUCGUGAGCUAGAGAAAACUAAAAAUGAGCUCUUUGAGACCCAGAAAAGCCUUCACAACACAAAGUUGCGUUUGGCACGCUACAGUGAACCAGUAUGUGUGAUUGAAAACCAGCUCCAGGAGAAGGAAAAGAAACUUGAUGAGGUUCUACUGUGCCUGCAACAAACUCAGGAGAAACUCAUUUUGGCAGAAGAAGAGCGGACUGAUGCGAUUUCAAGGCUUGCAGCAGUUGAAGCUCAGCUGAAUAAAUUUAAUGCAGAAAGCACUAAGCAUUCGCAAGAGUUGAAGUCCUGUCAGAAUCGAAGCAAGGCACUACAAGAACAACUUAGCUCUGCACUGGAACAUGCGCAGGAGAGCGUCAGCAUUGCAGAGCGAGCACUCCUUGAGAAACAAGAAGUGCAGCUGAGGUGUGAGCUGCUGGAAAGCGAAGUAAUAGAGUUGGGAACUUCACUUGAAGCUGUGGUGGAGGAGGCUGCUCAUCAUACAGCAAGUGAGGUGGAGAAAUUUCGUGAAAAAGGAAACCAGCGUAUAAAAGAACUCGUCAAGCAAAUUGGGCAGCUUCAGCAGGCCCUACAGCAGCAGCAGUCACUCACAGCUCACCUGUCUGAAGAGAACAGUAGACUAAGGGAGGAGACAGGAAGGCUUCAGAAACGCCAAGCUGACUUGAAACUCAACCGUGACCCUGCUUUUCAGGCACUUAGCCAGACACUGAUGCAGGCUGAAAGGAUGUGCCAGAAGCAUCGACUUGCUGCCGAAUCACUGCAGGACAAGUUGUUACACCAAGAAAAACAAAGUGCAUUCAAGAUAAAGCAGAGGGAGCUGGAGAUCCAGCGACUUCAGAGUUUACUACAGGAGGCUGAGAGACAUGCUGAUCAGCUGCAGCAGUCAACGGUUGAAACUGAGAACCAAAUGGCAGAGCUCCGCCGAAGAGUACACACUUUAGAAGCAGAGUGCAUUGCACUGCGAAAGAGACAUCCUGCUGAGGUGGCUGCCCUAACAGAGGCACUUGAACAAGAGAAGCUAGUCCAUGGUGCAAAGUUACAACGGAUGGAAGACACUUUCGAAAAAAAGCUAAUGAAUGCACAGGCACUGCUACAAGCACAGCAGGCUGUGAAUGAUAAGUGGAAAACAGAGGCAUCUAGGAUGGCAUCAGAGUUUGAAACGGAGUUAUUGGCUGCCCGAAAAAAGAUAUCUGCACUAAAGAGGGUGAACAUAGACUUGCAAAAGAAAGUAUACCACACAGCAAAAGAAACUCACAAGGACAAAAGAAAAGGACGUGUCUGUCAUCAAAGACAUGAAAGUCAAGUGAAGCAGAGUGCAACAGCACUGCAAGAACGUCACACAUUAUCUGCAUAAAGGAGGCCCAGCAAAGAAUGACUGCCGAUGACUAUAUGCUAUUUAUUCGGUCACACUUGUGACUGCCUCCUCCAAGUGGCACUCCAUGACAGCUGGAAAGCGUGUUCCCACGUCGAGCUUCUCUUUCAAUCCUCGAGGAAGAAGAAGUUGCCACUUUUCUUUUGUUCUGUG
Dermacentor albipictus is the source of this 2175-nucleotide messenger RNA. RefSeq names its product sodium channel and clathrin linker 1-like. The record is from RefSeq and is a predicted model, not a curated record. Gene Ontology annotation, biological process: phosphorelay signal transduction system; cilium assembly; clustering of voltage-gated sodium channels. Gene Ontology annotation, cellular component: centriole. NCBI's taxonomy places the organism in Eukaryota, Metazoa, Arthropoda, Arachnida, Ixodida, Ixodidae.